UAUUCUUUAGGUGUAUUCUAUUUGUUUUUUUACAGGUUUCAUUGUAAACACUGGUUUCUUUCCAGUUCUAAAGUGAUGUUUAUUUGAGAGCUUAAUCGUAUCUUGUCUAUUUGCCAAGUUACCAUGGUAACCUCCCUGCCCAAAUUACUGCUGGUUCCUUGUGACAGAGACUCUAACUCUGCUCUCAUGACAUAAAGAGAGAGAGUGAGACAAAGAGAAUGAGAAUAUGUACUGUAUUCUGUUAUCUUUCUAAGGAGGGGAUGGGUAGGGAAAACAAUCUCAGUGGGAACAUUCUCUAAAUAUUGUGGAAAACCUCAAAAAAUCCAGAGGCAAUAGUACACAUGAAACUGUAAUAUAGAGAGAAUAAAACCUGGUUGCUAGGGAAGCAGAGAAUAUUCAAGCACUGCCACAUUUAAGGAACUCAGCCUCUUGUGCUGCAAUAAUAAAACUGAAGAUACUUUUUCAUAUAUCAAUUUGUGCUUUCACCUACUGUGCUGAAUGGUUGCGCUUUAGGUGACAAAUUAUUUCAGUGUUCCGCCUAUGCGCCAGCUGUAAACAGGAAGCACCAUUUCUUCAUUGACACUUCCUCUUCUUGGUCAAGUGCAUUUUCAAUUGUUAAACAUUCACUUGUCUUUAAAAUAUUAGGUGGAAAACCUUUCACACUGCUGACUGGAAUGUGAUGUCUUCGAAUGUGUAUGGAUCUGUUUGUGCUGUGGGAGUUUGAUCACUGAAGUGUUGACUUGCAAAGGCACACAAAAGGGACAGCUUGGGGCACAGGGCAAGGCCUGCAUCUUCAUGCUACAGCAGCUUUCCUGAAGCGUACAUAAAAAGCAGACAUAAAAAAGUGGGAAAAAAUGGAAGAGUUAAUACAAGGCACUGACACGUCUGCUUCUUUUGUAGGGGAAAGAAGGAAGACCAUCCAGCCUGUGUCUUUAAUUGACCCUAAACUGGCAAAGCUUAAAGAGAUACUGAUAGAUUGGAUCAAUAGCACUCUGAAAUCAGAGCAUAUUGUGGUGCAGUUACUGGAGGAAGACCUGUAUGAUGGACUUGUGCUCCAUCACCUGCUGAGCAAGUUAGGAGGACUGCACCUAGAGGUGGAAGAGAUCGCAGUGAACAGUGCAGCUCAGGUGCGCAAACUGGAGGCAAUCCUGCAGGCCCUAAAUCAGGACCUUGGGAUUGGGCCUGAGACAGACACUGAAGCAAAAUGGAAUGUGAAACUCAUUCACAACCGAGACUUGCUGGCGACUCUUCAUCUUCUGGUUGCCAUGGUGAAGCGUUACCAGCCUGACUUAGCACUACCCCAAAAUGUCAGUGUGGAAGUUGUUUUACUUGAGGUUAACAAAGGUGGCAUCAAAUCUGACAAACAGAUAGAAUGCAUUACAUCACAAAGUAAGAUUGCAGGUGGAGCAUCUCACAAUGAUGACCCCAUAGAUGAGGUGCUCAAACUUGAUGAACAUAAAAUUGCCACAGUAAAGAAGGCUCUCUUACACUUUGUCAAUAAGAACAUAUCUCCAUUGAGGCUGCAGGUGGCUGACAUCGAGAAACAGUUUGCAGAUGGUGUGAUCCUCCUUCUGUUGAUUGGUGAAUUGGAGGGCUUCUUCAUUCCACUCUAUGAGUUUUACCUCUCUCCCACCACCCAUUCAGAAAUGCUUCACAAUGCAACCCUGGCUUUGGAUAUCCUCAGUGACAGAGAUAUGCCAGUAUUAAAUGUGGAACCAGAAGAUAUUGUGUCCCAAGAUGUGGCUGCUACACUCAAAGUGUUGUAUGCCUUGUUCCAGAAGCACAAGUACAAAUAAUUCCAGCCAAAUCUACACCUUCUAUAAAUGUCUGGCAUAAGCUAACCUUCCUGUCAGCUUAGAGUACCACAUUAACUCUGAUGUUCUUUUGUCAUUGUGACUGGCGAGGCAGUUGUUCAGACAGCUUCAUUCCUGCCAGCCUUAAUGAAAGUGAGAGCGCAUUUGACCGCACUGCUCAUCAUGCAGAUUGGAUUUGGAUGCUGACAGCAUUGUUUCACGCCAUCUUUCCACUCUCUAGCCCUGCCUCUCCCUCUCUUCCACCCUCCCACACAUUCUCCUUCUGGGCUGCUGCCCUUGGCCCCCUUGCUGGUCUUGAUGGAAUAAAUGCACUAGUGAUACACUA
Molecule: messenger RNA, 2139 nt
Organism: Electrophorus electricus (electric eel)
Lineage: Eukaryota; Metazoa; Chordata; Actinopteri; Gymnotiformes; Gymnotidae
Gene: parvg
Product: parvin, gamma
Biological process (GO): substrate adhesion-dependent cell spreading; establishment or maintenance of cell polarity regulating cell shape; actin cytoskeleton organization
Cellular component (GO): actin cytoskeleton; focal adhesion; cytoplasm
Molecular function (GO): actin binding
Source: RefSeq, a predicted model, not a curated record